Molecule: messenger RNA, 3161 nt
Organism: Thrips palmi
Lineage: Eukaryota; Metazoa; Arthropoda; Insecta; Thysanoptera; Thripidae
Gene: Dpp10
Product: venom dipeptidyl peptidase 4
Exons: 16
Coding region: 292-3024 (910 amino acids)
Biological process (GO): proteolysis
Molecular function (GO): serine-type peptidase activity; dipeptidyl-peptidase activity
Source: RefSeq, a predicted model, not a curated record
GCACGCCGACGGCUCGCCGACGGCACGCCGACGAGGAGACGAGACGGGGUGCGAGUCGAGUCGAGACGACCGUCGACUGCGCGCCACUCUGAAAGUGAUGGAAGCCACGGGCCGGCACGCGUGUGGCACGCGCGGCGCUGGCUGGCAGCGGGCCGACUGCACCUAGGCCCUGGGGCGCCCUGGGGCUAGGGCCGCGCGACAGCGCCGAGGACGCUCUCCGAGGACCAAGUCUCCGAGGACGAGGCCAGCUAGGGCAGGUCGGGCGUGGUCCACGAGGCCCUCGCCCCAGCCAUGUCCGACCCCGACGCCAACUUCGACGAUGAGGAGCUGGUGUCGUCCUCCCCGACGCAGCGCAACUGGCGCGGCAUCCUCAUCGCGCUGCUGGUCAUCAUGGCCGUGCUGGCCCUCAUCGUGACGUCCGUGGUGCUACUCACGCCGCCCGACGAGGGGCCCCGGGUGCGCGGCGCCAGGUUCAAGCUGUCGCAGGUGCUCGGCCAGGACUUCACCCCGCUGCGGUUCAACGGCACGUGGAUCUCUGACGAGGAGUUGGUGCUGCUGGACCAGUACGGCGGCCUGAGCGUCCUGAACGCGCGCAACCUGAGCACCACGGUCCUUAUCAGCAACCAGACCUUGAAACGACUCAACCCCUCCAAGAUCCUCGUGUCGCCGGACCACAAGUACGUGCUGCUGGGGUACAAUGUCCAGAAGCUCUUCCGCUACUCGUUCCUGGCGCAGUACACCAUCUACAACAUCGCGACGGGCGACCUGGUGCCGCUGUCGCCCUCCGAGAAGCCGUCCGCGCCGCCGCCCCCGCACGCCGCCACGGGCCCGCUGGGCAGCGCGGGCAGCGCCCACGGCCCGCCGUUCCUGCUGGACGCGGCCUGGGCGGGCCGCGGCAGCGCGCUGCUCAUGGUGUACGACUACGACAUCUACUACAAGCCGAGCGCCAACGCCAGCCGCGCGUACCGCAUCACCAACACGGCCGUGCCCGGCGUCAUCUGCAACGGCGUCCCGGACUGGCUGUACGAGGAGGAGAUCCUGCGCGGCCGGACGGCGAUGUGGAUGUCGGAGGGCGGCCACUCGGUGCUGUUCGCCACGUUCAACGACACCCUGGUGGAGGAGAUGAAGAUCCCCUGGUACGGCACGCUGGACGAGGAGAGGCAGUACCCCGACAUCCGCAGCCUGCGCUACCCCAAGCCCGGAACACCGAACCCGAUCGUUACUCUCAGGGUCGCCAACUUGACGGUGCCUUCUGACAUCCGCACCCGGGACCUGGAGCCGCCCCUCGCCUUCGGCUUCAAUAGGGACUACUACCUGUCCGCCGCCACCUGGCUCAGCUCCACCGAGGUGUCCGUCGUCUGGAUGAACCGGCCGCAGAACCUCACCAUCAUCUCGAUCUGCAAGAGCCCCACCUGGGCGUGCGUCGAGACGCAGCGCGUCUCCAACGAGGGCCGCGGCUGGGUGGACGCGCAGCCGCCGCCGCUGUUCGCGCCCGACGGCAACAACUACGUCACCAUGGCCCCGGUGCGCGACGGCAUGGCGGGCUUCUACCGCCACAUCGUGCACGUCAACAUCACCCGGAAGCGUGUCGUGCCGCUCACGCACGGCAAGUUCGAGGUGGCGCGCAUCCUCGCCUGGGACCACCAGCACCAACUGGUUUACUACCUCGGCGUCCCGGAGGGCAGGCCCGGCCAGAUGCACCUGUACUACGUGCGGUCCGCCGCGCUGGCGCAGGGCGAGGCCGCCCCCGCCCCCAAGUGCCUGACCUGCUCGCCGGAGACGCCGCGCAGCGAGACGGGCCUGAGCAGCUACUACAGCCAGGCGGCCACGGACACGGCGCGCACCGAGGACACCGGCCAGGACGACUGGGACGACGUGGACCACUCCACCGAGCCGCCUGUCACCACGCAGCAGCCCACCAGGAAGGAGAAGAAGUCCGCACCCACGCCGCCCAUCGAGGAGAUGCUGAUGCGGCCGUGCCUGUACCACAACGCCGUGUUCAGCCCGCGCCUGUCCUUCUUCGUGCUGGAGUGCAAGGGGCCGGGCAUCCCCAACGCGCGCCUCUUCUCCACGCGCAGCGUCAAGGGCGCGCACAACCACACGGACGACGAGGCCACGCCGCUCUACCUGUCCACGCUGCAGAACAACACGCGGCUGCAGGAGCAGGCCUGGCGCAUGGCGCUGCCGCAGGUCAAGACGUUCCCCGUGCAGAUCUCGGGCGGCUACUACGCGCAGGUGCGCCUGCACCUGCCGCCGGGGCUGCGCGAGGAGGAGAUCACCCGCUACCCGCUCGUCGUGCAGGUGUACGGCGGCCCGGGCACGCAGCUGGUGACGGAGAAGUGGCGCGUGGACUGGAGCACGUACCUGGCCUCCAACAGGGACUUCAUCGUGGCGCAGAUCGACGGCAGGGGCUCCGGCGGCCAGGGCUACAAGUUCAUGCACGAGGUCUACCAACAGCUGGGCACGGUGGAAGUCAACGAUCAGCUGGAGGUCACCGAGUACCUCCGCGACACACUGCACUUCGUGGACAAGCGGCGCGUGGGCGUGUGGGGGUGGAGCUACGGCGGCUUCGUCUCCGCCAUGCUGCUGGCCAAGGAGCAGGACGUGUUCCGCUGCGGCAUCAGCGUGGCGCCCGUCGCCUCGUGGAAGCUGUACGACUCGGCGUACGCGGAGCGCUACAUGGGCGUGCCCAACGUCACCGGCAACUACAAGGGCUACAACGACGCGGACCUGACGCGCCGCGCCGACGGCUUCCGCGGCAGCGACAAGAUGUUCUACCUGGUGCACGGCUCGGCCGACGACAACGUGCACUUCCAGCACUCGAUGAUGCUGGCGCGCGCGCUCACGGGGUCGGGCGUGCUCUUUCGGCAGCAGGUCUACCCGGACGAGAACCACAGCCUGUUCGGCGUGAAGCGCCACCUGUACCGGUCCAUGGCCAACUUCAUGGACGACUGCUUCCGGAAGCUGGUGCCUCCGGAGCGCAAGGCUGGCCUCCGGAACGGCGGCGCCCCCGGCGAGCAGUGAGGACAGCGUCGUCUUCCUCUUCCCCCCUUCGUAGGACUACCGUAGCUCCACUCUCUCUUCUCACACGUAGCCGUCUUCCUGAGCGAGGACACACUUUUCCUCCCUUCACCGCGCGGCUGGACGGGCGCGCCCUCCGC